Molecule: messenger RNA, 978 nt
Organism: Kwoniella shivajii
Lineage: Eukaryota; Fungi; Basidiomycota; Tremellomycetes; Tremellales; Cryptococcaceae
Exons: 3
Coding region: 1-978 (325 amino acids)
Biological process (GO): regulation of transcription by RNA polymerase II
Cellular component (GO): CCAAT-binding factor complex
Molecular function (GO): DNA-binding transcription factor activity, RNA polymerase II-specific
Source: RefSeq, a predicted model, not a curated record
AUGAGCACCACAUUGCCGUUGUUCUCUUUGCUACCUAAUGGAGGAGGAUCAUAUCCACCCAGUCCAACAUUCUCGGAUCCAUCAUUCUCAUCUGCUUAUGAUGGUGGAUUCGAUCUGAAAAAUGGUGGCAUAGGAAGCUAUUCAUUCCCUACACCACCACAAACUUCCAAUACACCUUCAACAUCUUCCUAUUCUUCUAGACAUCUAACGAAUUAUCCAAACCCUCACUCACAUUCGCACUCGCAUUCACAUACACAUACACAUCAAUUGAUACCACCCAAUUUCUCUCAUUCUUCUUUUCCAGGUACACCAGAUGGCGAUGAUCUCGAUCUUGAUCCAACUUCAUCUUUUCUUGAUCUAGAUUUAACUCAACCUGGUCCAUCGACAUAUCAUCAUACUACGCAUACACAUAAACAAAAUGAUCGAUACGAUUCUUUAUCGUUAUCGCAUCGAACUAGUAACUCAGAUUCUUUCGGUGUAGACUUAGAUCUAGAUGCAGAUAUAGAUAUAGACGGAGAAGAUUAUCUGCAACCAGACGAUGAUGAUGAUGAUGGUAUUGACGAUGAAGACGAAAAUGAUAAUGAUGAUCGUGAUGAACAAUUAAUCAAAUUCGAAAGUGGUAAUCAAAUCUCACCUGAUCAAGUUGACGAUCAAGGUGAUGGCGAAAAUGAUGGUGACUUGGAUGUCGAUAAUGAAGAACCUUUAUAUGUCAAUGCGAAACAAUAUCAUCGUAUAUUAAAAAGAAGAAUGGCAAGAGCGAGAUUAGAAGAAUUGAACAGAUUGGUCAGAUCGAGGAAGCCGUACCUACACGAAUCGAGACAUCGUCAUGCAUGUUCAAGACCAAGAGGUAAAGGAGGUAGAUUCUUAACUGCAGAAGAAAUAGAACAACUCAAAAAAGAAGAAGCUCUCAAAGCUGAUUCUGCAGUAAAAAUCGUAGAAGUAAUUCCAGAGAUAUCCCCUUCAGCCCUAUUUAAUUGA